AUGCGAAACGGAAGCAUUGGACGAAGUUGGCGGAAGGAGAUUAAAAUUGAAGAGAAAAGACGUGAGAAUGGAGUUAUAAGACUAGCGGAGGAGGAAAUAACGUGGGAUGAUGGUAUUAAAAUUAUAUUUAUGAAAGAAGAAAUGUCUGAGGAAAGCAGUGAUGAUGACGACGAUUAUCCAGUAGUUUCGUACUACGAGG
Paramuricea clavata is the source of this 199-nucleotide messenger RNA. NCBI's taxonomy places the organism in Eukaryota, Metazoa, Cnidaria, Anthozoa, Malacalcyonacea, Plexauridae. The record is from the annotation of a GenBank genome assembly.